This is a messenger RNA of Hippocampus zosterae (dwarf seahorse), 1282 nucleotides long. RefSeq names its product polysialoglycoprotein-like. NCBI's taxonomy places the organism in Eukaryota, Metazoa, Chordata, Actinopteri, Syngnathiformes, Syngnathidae. The transcript is spliced from 12 exons. The coding region runs from base 352 to 1185 and encodes 277 amino acids. The record is from RefSeq and is a predicted model, not a curated record.
UGGAACAUUUGGUCAAGACAAUAUUGUGUUACUCUAUUUUAAUUUUACAUUGUUAUCUGCCUGACAAAUGGUUUGCCCGAAUCUAUUAGUCUGACCAGCAAAUGUUUGAUGAAAUGAAUUUUUGUAUUUUUGAGGAAGAAAAUAAUAUUCCUUUGGCUCAGUACUUUUUGAGCCAAAAUAAGUGCUGCCAUAAUAUUGUGCUUACUUGUCUGGCUGACUUCUUCUCACUUUCCAUUGUAGAUGUUUACUGGUGGUGAUAAUGUCACAAAGAAGAACCAGACUGAGCCCUGAAUCUGAGGCUGCUCCUUUUAUCUGGAGUCAACAAGCCUUGUUUGAAAGCCCAGUGGAUCAAUGAUUAUAAAGACACCAAGUGACGGGAUCUUGACUGAACCUUCUGGAGACCAAGAAGGGAGUGAGAGAGCCACUUCAUCCUUACAACAGACACCAAAUGACAGGUACCUGACUGAACCCUCUGGAGACCAAGAAUGGAGUGAGAGAUCCACUACAUCCUUACAACAGACAUCAAGUGACAGGUACCUGACUGAACCCUCUGGAAACCAAGAAUGGAGUGAGAGAUCCACUUCAUCCUUACAACAGACACCAACUGACCUGACUGAACCCUCUGGAGACCAUGAAUGGAGUGAGAGAUCCACUUCAUUCUUACAACAGACAUCAAGUGACAGGUACCUGACUGAACCCUCUGGAAACCAAGAAUGGAGUGAGAGAUCCACUUCAUCCUUACAACAGACAUCAAGUGACAGGUACCUGACUGAACCCUCUGGAAACCAAGAAUGGAGUGAGAGAUCCACUUCAUCCUUACAACAGACAUCAAGUGACAGGUACCUGACUGAACCUUCUGGAAACCAAGAAUGGAGUGAGAGAUCCACUUCAUCCUUACAACAGACACCAACUGACCUGACUGAACCCUCUGGAGACCAUGAAUGGAGUGAGAGAUCCACUUCAUUCUUACAACAGACAUCAAGUGACAGGUACCUGACUGAACCCUCUGGAAACCAAGAAUGGAGUGAGAGAUCCACUUCAUCCUUACAACAGACAUCAAGUGACAGGUACCUGACUGAACCCUCUGGAAACCAAGAAUGGAGUGAGAGAUCCACUUCAUCUUUACAACAGACACCAAGUGACCUGACUGAACCCUCUGGAGACCAUGAAUGGAAUGAGAGAUAAAUUCUCAAAAUUCUCAAAUUUUCAGAAUUCUCAUUAUUUCCUGGAAUAUCUUGAUUAUUUUAUUUUUCCAUUUUUAAUAAAUAAUGCCUUCUUUUAC